This is a messenger RNA of Salvelinus namaycush (lake trout), 2444 nucleotides long. Its product is annotated as protein kinase C theta type-like. Lineage: Eukaryota; Metazoa; Chordata; Actinopteri; Salmoniformes; Salmonidae. Gene Ontology annotation, molecular function: diacylglycerol-dependent serine/threonine kinase activity; ATP binding. The record is from RefSeq and is a predicted model, not a curated record. The transcript is spliced from 16 exons. Gene Ontology annotation, biological process: protein phosphorylation.
AUGUCUCCGUUCCUGCGUAUCGGCUUCUCCAGCUUCGAGAUGGACCCAGGUCUGGCCUACCAUGAAGAGAUGAUCAACCCGUACUGUGCUGUCUACAUGAAGGAGGCUAUAGACACAGAGAAGGGCCAGGUGUACAAGCAGAAGAAGCCCACCAUGUACCCCCCCUGGAGCAGCACGUUUGACGCUCAUGUCCACCGGGGCCGUGUCAUGCAUGUGGUGGUGAAGGACAAAACCGCUGAGCUAAAGUCUGAAGCCAUGGUGCAGCUGGACACCCUGGCCUCACGCUGCAAAAAGGAGAACGGCAAGCUGGAGAUCUGGGUGGAGCUGAAGCCACAGGGUCGUCUACUCAUGGAGGCCAGAUACUACUUGGAGAAGAGUGAGGGAGAUGGAUUUGGAGAGAGAGACAGGGAUCCGGGAGUCUUUGCCCUCCAUGCACGACGCGGAGCCAUUAAACAGGCCAAGGUCCACGAGGUCAAAUGUCACGAGUUCAGCGCCACUUUCUUCCCCCAGCCCACCUUCUGCUCCGUCUGUAAAGAGUUUGUCUGGGGUCUGAAUAAGCAGGGUUAUCAGUGUCGACAGUGCAACGCAGCCAUCCACAAGAAAUGCAUUGACAAAAUCAUCGCCAAGUGCACUGGGUCGGCCAUCAACAGCAAAGAGACCAUGAUCCACAAGGAGCGCUUUAAGAUCGACAUGCCCCACAGGUUUAAGGUGUACAACUACAAGAGCCCCACGUUCUGUGAACACUGUGGCACGCUGCUGUGGGGGCUGGCCAAGCAGGGACUCAAGUGUGAGGAUUGCGGUAUGAACGUUCAUCACAAGUGCCAGAAAAAGGUGGCCAACCUGUGUGGAGUCAACCAGAAACUGAUGGCUGAAGCCCUGGCCACGAUCGAGACUAAACAGCAGGCCAGGGGCUCCAGAGAGAGUGAGAUCUAUAGUCGAGGCGGGCCGGUAGGUGUGGGCCAGGCAGGGGUGGUGCGGGAACCUUCAGGUUUAGUGGACUAAAUUACUAUCUCCCCUUCUCCACCUCUCCCCCCCUCUCCAGAGCAGCAGGGGAUAUCGUGGGACACCCCAGCGGAGGGGGACAUGCCUGCCCCUGUGAUGGAGGAGCCUGAGACGCUGUACGCCGUCCCCAGAAAAGAACACCUUCACAAGUUCACCCUGGACAACUUCAUCCUGCACAAGAUGCUUGGCAAAGGCAGCUUCGGCAAGGUGUUUUUGGCCGAGCUGAAGAGCAGUAGAGAGUUCUUUGCGGUGAAGGCUCUGAAGAAGGACGUGGUUCUGCUGGAUGAUGAUGUGGAGUGUACCAUGGUGGAGAGGAGAGUACUCUCCCUGGCCUGGGAACACCCCUUCCUCACACACCUCCACUGCACCUUCCAGACCACGGAGAACCUGUUCUUUGUGAUGGAGUAUCUGAACGGAGGUGACCUCAUGUUCCACAUCCAGAACUGUCACAAGUUUGACGUGCAGAGAUCUACGUUCUAUGCUGCUGAGAUUAUCUGUGGGCUCCAGUUCCUCCACUCCAAAGGCAUUGUCUAUAGGGAUCUGAAGCUGGACAACGUGUUGUUAGACUCAGAAGGCCAUAUAAAGAUAGCAGACUUUGGGAUGUGUAAGGAGAACAUGGAGGGAGAAACGCGGACCUGCACCUUCUGUGGAACACCUGAUUACAUCGCCCCAGAGAUUCUGCUGGGGCAGAAGUACGGCAGCUCAGUGGACUGGUGGUCGUUCGGGGUCUUGCUGUACGAGAUGCUGAUUGGACAGUCUCCAUUCCAUGGUCACGAUGAGGAGGAACUGUUCCAGUCCAUCAGGACAGAUGACCCCUGUUACCCCCAAUGGCUGGCCAAGGACGCACGAGACAUCCUCAUCAAGCUGUUUGUGAGGGAGCCGGAGAGGAGGCUGGGUGUGAAGGGGAACAUCCGUCAACACUCCUUCUUCAAAGACACAGACUGGAACGCUCUGGAGAAACGAGAGGUGGCGCCGCCCUUCAGGCCAACUGUGAAAUCCCCAAGUGACGUCAGUAACUUUGACAAGGAGUUUAUCAAUGAGAAACCCAUGUUGUCGUGUGCAGAUCGUACCCUCAUGAACAGUGUGGACCAAACCAUGUUUAACAACUUCUCCUUCGUCAACCCAGCUAUGGGCCACAUCAAAGGCCCCUGACCUGCAAUAAAUAACCUUACAACAACCUACCAGCAACAUAUUCACAAUCCAUCAACAACCCACUGUACCAGCAACAUAUUCACAACCCAUCUAUUACCUUCUGACAACCUAUUCACAACGCAUCAAUGACUCAUUACGACAACACAUCACAGACAGGAGUCAAGGACACUUACCUAACAGAUCAAUAACGUAUCCACAACCUGUCAAUAACAUCUCAGCUCUUUUAUACAGCCAAGGUGUACAGCAGUGGAGGCUGAUGAGGGGAGGACGGCUCAUAAUAAUGGCCGGAA